CUAAACAAAAGCAUCAAAAUCCAGUCACAAACGCAAAUGGCAAACUGUCUCAAAGUAAUAAGCUAAAGCCAAAGCUUAAGCAAGCAGAAAAAGCACUUAUUACUACUUUACCUCGUUUUCUUCACCCAACCCAAAACCACACUCACACUCUUCCCCAUAAAUUAAAUCGCCUCCAAUUCCAACAAUAAUCACUUUUACAAACAAAAUUGAUUCUCCUCCUUACACACCAUCAUGUGCUGAUGUGCAUGUGCAGCAGUCACAUACAUACCUCAUCCAUUAAGAGAGAGAAAGCCUCAGUUAGUUAGUUAGUUAGAGAGAGAAAAUGGAUUCUUCUUCUUCUUCAUAUCAUCGACGCCGACACCGAACAUGGUGUUGCUCUUUCGCUGUUCCACCUUCAAGCCCAGAUAACCCACCCAUCAAACCCCGUAAGCCCGAACCCAUAUCCAAGCCCACCACUUUCUCCUCCUCCAUACCCAACUCCCCUCAAAGCUCCAAAUCCACCACCCGCAUUGCUCGGAUCGACCCUCGCCGGAUCUUAUCUCCGGGAAGAGUUUCUCCAAUCGAAGACUCCACCGCUGUUCCUGAUCAAAACCCUUCUCCUGUUCUCAAUUCACCUCCGUCAAGAUCUCGUAGCUUCCGUGCACCUAUUACAGCUCCAAUUCCACCGCCGCCGAUGAACUCCGCCGUCGGAGUCAGUGUCGGAGAUGGAUUUGAUGUGAGGAUGAGUUUAAGAGGGAAGAACGGUGGUUCUAUUGUUUUAGAGCUUAAUUCAGCUAUUUUAUGUGCUAAUUCGGAGGUUUUUGCGGGGUUAAUUGCGGAUUAUAGAAAGGGUAAUUCUUCGAGUGGUGGUACUGGUGUUAACAAAAUGUGUAGAAUUGAGGUUCCUGAAGUUGAUAAUUUGGGUGUUUUUAGAGAAACUAUUGAGCUUAUGUUUGAAGAUGAUGUUGCUAAAAGACUUCUCAAUAUUGGUGUUUAUAGAUCCAUUGAUGUUUUAGAGGUGUCAGCAGGCAUUAUGUUCACAAAGGGUGUUUUGUCCUGUUUACAAUACCUUGAGGCUGUUCCUUGGACAGAAGAGGAAGAAGAGAAAUUAAGAAACUUAUUCACAAGAUUUAAGUUUGAUGAUGAAACUACAAGGGACAUUCUAGGAAGGCUUUACUUGCACAACCCAGAAGAUUCCCAGCCGAAUGUAACUCGACAUCUCGUUUGGUCUAUCACCACAUGUGUCAAUGCCAAUGCAAGAAAUGAAUUGAAAUCACUAGUUAAAGGUCUUCUUUGUAAAAGCUCGGUUUAUGAGAAGAACCAUCUUGACCUAAGCAAAGACGAUCUAUAUUCUGUUUGCCACUCAUGUAUUGACUCACUGAUCAGCCUCUUUGAAGAAGCAUCUGACUCCGUCAAUCCUGAAAGGUUGACAAAGAAAGAUACGAAUAAACCGAUGAUCGAACACAUCUCAAGACAGGUUGAUAACAUCAACUGGUUGUUGGAAAUCAUGCUUGAUGGACAAAUAGCAGAGGAUUUUGUGGAUAUAUGGUCUGAUCAGCACCAACUUCUUAAAAUGCACAAUAAUGCAUCCCCUAUGGUUAGAUAUGAACUCAGUAGAGUUUCAGCGGUUCUGUUUGUUGCUAUGGCUACGAGAAAAUUGCAAUGCCGGUUGGAAGCUAGAUCAGGGCUUCUCCAAGCAUGGUUUUCACCUAUGUUGUUAGACUUUGGCUGGCUGCAGAGAUGCAGAAAAGGGCUUGAUAUAAAGGUUUUGCAGGAGGCUAUGGGUCAGACACUUCUUACUUUGCCUUUAAAGCAACAACACACUUUGUUCAUGGAAUGGUUUCACCACUUCUCAAGGCAUGGCACUGAAUGUCCUAAUCUAAGCAAAGCAUUCCAAAUUUGGUGGCGUAGAUCAUUUUUGAGAGGCUCUGAAACUUAUGCCAUUGAAUCAAGGUAAAGAGUAUCUGUUAGGAACCCAAGAUUCUGACAGUACCAAUAUUUAUUUGCCACUUGUGUACCGUGUAAAGAUUUGCAAUUAGGUGAGGGGUUCUGAAUUAUGUACACUAAAAUAACAUAGAUCUCCAUAGAGUGUUGUAUUGAAUUCUCUAGGCGAUUUUUUCUAUCUUCGUUUAUUUUAUUGUUUUGGGUGCAUUAAUAGCAAGAAGCUCCUUUGUAGGAA
Messenger RNA from Medicago truncatula (barrel medic), 2158 nucleotides. RefSeq names its product BTB/POZ domain-containing protein At2g13690. The record is from RefSeq and is a predicted model, not a curated record. Bases 323 to 1936 code for a protein of 537 amino acids. NCBI's taxonomy places the organism in Eukaryota, Viridiplantae, Streptophyta, Magnoliopsida, Fabales, Fabaceae. The transcript is spliced from 2 exons.